AUGGUGGGAAGCUUCAGAAGCGCUUUGAAAGUUUCGGGGCUUAAUUCUGAGCUGGAACGACAAACAAAUGAAUUGGAAGGACUUUAUAUUUGCAAGGAGCAGGCAAAGAUAGAAAUAGCAUUAAAGAAUGAGUCUUUAAAUCAAAAAGCAUCCAUACAAUUCCAGUUUCAUAAGAAAUCAGAGGAGCUUGAGAAGUCAACUUUGGAGUCUUUUAGAUUAAAAGAAAAGAAUAUGGCUUUGGCUAAAGAACUUGCAACAUUAAAAUUAGUGACUGAUCUGGACAUUGAUGAAGAGGAGGUUUUGAAGCUUGCCACUUUUGGUAAUGGGGCCAACAGUAAAGACACAGUAGAUACAUUGAAAAAAUCUUUGGUCAUGCGGAACAGGAGUUAUAAAGAAUUGAUGGCCAAGUGCAAUGUUCUUGGAAGAGGUGAGGCCCGUUAUAGCAAAAAACUUGAUAAGGCUAAAGAGAAGAUCGCUAAACUGAAGAGAGACUACAUCACAAUUGAUGAAGAUGAUUUAGAAGGCACUAAUGCUUUGCAAGGAUGUUCACAACAAAACUACAAAGAUCGAGAUAGGGAUAAUAUUGCUUUUAGCAAGCCUUCUCUAGCGAAGCUAGGGACCAUGUCUACCACAAAGACCGAAACAUUAUUGCAAGGAAAAUGUACUUUGGCCGAGUCUCCCAGAGUUGAUAUUGACAUUGACAUUUCUAACAUUUUAGCUGGUCCUAUGGAUGAAGAUGUACUUUACAAACCACCAUUAAACAUAAACAACCUGUGUGGUUUGCUUGGUCCUGAUGAAACUCAUCAGUUUUUGGGAAAAUGGUGCAAGCGUGGACAGAACAGUGAAUCAUCAUCUGCAAAAAGAUCAAGUAAUGGGGAUUUAAUAGCUGUUGGGGCUGAUGGUAGAGGUGGCAGAAUAAAAGUUCUAAGGACAACUACCCAAAUCCUCUCGGAGAGUUUUCUAUAG
Sphenostylis stenocarpa is the source of this 966-nucleotide messenger RNA. Lineage: Eukaryota; Viridiplantae; Streptophyta; Magnoliopsida; Fabales; Fabaceae. The record is from the annotation of a GenBank genome assembly.